Messenger RNA from Oncorhynchus masou masou (cherry salmon), 5203 nucleotides. It is a transcript of the gene birc2, whose product is annotated as baculoviral IAP repeat containing 2. The transcript is spliced from 15 exons. The record is from RefSeq and is a predicted model, not a curated record. Gene Ontology annotation, cellular component: nucleus; cytoplasm. Gene Ontology annotation, biological process: negative regulation of necroptotic process; regulation of cell cycle; negative regulation of apoptotic process. Bases 2026 to 3978 code for a protein of 650 amino acids. Lineage: Eukaryota; Metazoa; Chordata; Actinopteri; Salmoniformes; Salmonidae. Gene Ontology annotation, molecular function: cysteine-type endopeptidase inhibitor activity involved in apoptotic process; ubiquitin protein ligase activity.
GACAUAUUCAGGAAGGUCCAUCCCUGUUUCGUAUCCUGAAUGUUAUGCCACAUAAUUGGCGUAAUGAAAACGCCCCUGAAUAGCCAACAGCAGACAUACAGUAGGGGAUUUUCCAGACCAGACUCGGCAGGGCAGACGUCUCUAAGGGUGUCAUCAGUGUCCGUGAAGGAGGACAACCUUUUGUUCCCCUCAGACAGACAUCUUUAUUUCCUUAUACCUGGUUAAUCUUUUCUGUCAUGGAGACCUAAAGUCCCCUAGGAGGGAUGUUCCAAUCGGGGGGAGAGGGCUGACCCGCCAUGCCCAGGGUGUGUGUGUGUGUGUGUGUGUGUGUGUGUGUGUGGGGGAUGAGCAGGUGAGCAUGCGUUUUUGUUCAUAUUCAUCUUGUUUUACAUUAACACCAAACCCCAUAUCUCAGCCCCAUUACACACAGUCAUGCGUUUAGAGUGGUGUCUGUUGGAGACGGGGAGAGACCAGGGGACAGAGAUGUGUAGGGGAGACCAGGGGACAGAGAUGGUGAGACCAGGGGACAGAGGUGUGUAAUACGGAACCCAAAACCGGCUGCGAGCGUGCGCCAUCGUGCAUAAAUGUAUUUUGUCCCCCCACACCAAACGCGAUCACGACACGCAAGUUAAAAUAUUAAAACAAACUCUGAACCAAUUACAUUUAAUUUGGAGACAGGACGACAAGCAUUAAACAUGUAUGGCAAUUUAGCUAGCUAGCUUGAAUUUGCUAGCUAAUUUGUCCUAUUUAGCUGGCUUGCUGUUGCUAGCUAAUUUGUCCUAUUUAGCUGGCUUGCUGUUGCUAGCUAAUUUGUCCUGGGAUAGAAACACCGAGUUGUGCAUUUCAGGUAAAAUAAACAAGGUCCUCUACUCCGACUAUUAAUCUGAAUCGUUUCUAGUCAUCUCCUACUUCCAGGCUUUUUCAUCUUUGAACUUAUAUUGUGAUUGGCAUCUAAACUUUCAUAGUAUUACCACGACGACCAGCAACAAAGUUCGUCUUUCAAUCACCCACGUGGGUAUAACCAAUGAGGAGAUGGCACAUGGGUACCUGCUUCUAUAAACCAAUGAGGAGAUGGGAGAGGCAGGACUUGCAGUGCGAUCUGCGUCAGAAAUAGGAAUGACUUAUAUUUUAGCCCUUGGCAACGCAUACGCUGGUGAGCAGUAUGGGUGCAAUAUUUGAAUAACAUAGAUUCCUACAUUUAUUUUGCAGUGCACGCAAUAUGAGCGGUGUAGUCAGGGUAUAAGGGAGACCAGGAGACGGUGAGACCAGGGGACAGAGGUGUGUAAGGGAGACCAGGCAAUGGGAGAGACUGUGAAGACCAUGGGAGAGACGGUGACACCAGGGGUGAGACCAGGCGACAGGGAGGAAACGGGGCUUUAGUUCAUGAGUGAGGCUCUAGCAGUCUGUGAAACCAGUCUACAGGGAAGAGGUGAAUUGUUGUGGAGUCCAUCAGGAGGGGACAGAGUGGUGUGGCCUACUCUGGUGGUAUCAGACAGACGGUACUAUGUAGCUCCGUUAGUAGAGCUUGGUGCUUGCAACAAUAGUGGGUUCGAUCCCCGGGUGCACCCGUAUAUAAAAUGUAUGCAUGCAUAACUUUAAGUUUCUUCAGAUAAAAGCGUUUGCUAAAUGGCAUUUGUUCUUCUAUCACAGACAGACAGCACCAUCUAAUCAUGUUCUGUUUCUCUGUAGCUUUGUAUUCUUAGCAGAAAAGCCUGCUGAGACACGUUAGGCAAAUCACUUUUUACAGCGUGCGCGUGUGUGUGUGUGUGUGUGUGUGUGUGUGUGUGUGUGUGUGUUUAUUCCCCCUGCCCUGGGUUACUCAUCCCUCUCUCCCUGAGGAGAAUGGUCCUUCCUUUUAUUUAAUUCUACAAACUCUAGAACUAUAUUAAGAAUUCAGAACUUAAUCUAAAAACUUGAUCUAGAGGCUAUAUCUAGACUCUAUAAUCCAUAUAUCUAGACUCUCUAACCCAUAUAUAUAUAUAGACUCUAUAACCUGUAUAUCUAGCCUGUCUAACCGGUCUGUGAAUGGACACCCUGGUUCAGCUCCAGAACAGCCCGUUCCUCAUGGGUCUCUGCCGGAACGGAGCUCCAGUAGACCUGCAGUAUGACAAUUCUUCAGAACUGUUCCGUAUCUCCACCUUCGCCCGGUUUCCGUCAUUGGGGGUAACGGAGCGCAGUCUGGCGAGAGCAGGGUGGUUCUAUACUGGCGUUGGAGACCGGGUGCAGUGUUUCAGGUGUAACGUGACGGCGGAGGGCUGGCAGACAGGGGACUGUCCAACAGAGAGACACAGACAGCUGUCCUCCUCCUGCUCCUUCAUCCAGACCCUCCCCUCCACAGCCAACCUUCUCUCCUCCUCACACUCGGCCUUCUCUCCUCUACGCAGCGCCCCUGUCAUACCGGUGUCAGGCCCUGGCCCAGCCCCCCUCCCUGUCUCCGCCCCUAACCCUGCCCCCAACCCAGUGCCGGGGGAGGAGCCUGUUGGAUAUUUGAAUAUGGGGUUCUCUGCCCCGCCCCCCUCCAGCCCGCUGAGCUCCAGAGGAGUAGAGGACAUGUCCCACCAGAGACCCCCUACCUGUCACAACCCCAGUAUGAGGAGAGAGCAGGACCGUCUGGACUCGUUCCACUCCUGGAUCCUGUCCAUCAUCACCCCCUCUGAGCUGGCUAAGGCUGGCUUCUAUUACCUGGGACAGGGAGACCGCGUGGCCUGCUUCACCUGUGGAGGACAGCUCAGUAACUGGGAGCCAGGGGACCGGGCCGUAUCAGAGCACCAGAGACAUUACCCCAACUGUCACUUCGUCAGAGGAGACCGGGCCGACAACGUCUCCCUAGCCGGGGUGGUGGGGGGGGUAGCAGGCACCUCUCAGCCCCCCGGGGCAGAAGCCCCAGCCCCCCCGGGCCCCGGCCCCCCAGGUCUCAGUAACGUGUCUAACCCAGCCAUGCAGCAGCGUGAGGAGAGGUUGCUGACCUUCGUCCACUGGCCCUUACGUAUCCCCGUACGCCCUGACCAGCUGGCCAAGGCAGGGUUCUACUACGUCGGGCGUAAUGAUGACGUGAAGUGUUUCUGCUGUGACGGGGGUCUGAGAUGCUGGGAGUCAGGUGACGACCCCUGGGUGGAGCACGCCAAAUGGUUCCCUAGGUGUGUGUACCUGCUCCAGGAGAAAGGUCAGGAGUUUGUCCAUCAGAUCCAGGCUCGCUUCCCUCGCCUCUUUGAACAGCUCCUAACCAAUGGGGACAGCAGCUCCAGAGAGUUUGUGGACCCCCCGGGUGAGGAGCGCUCGGAGGAUGCCGUGAUGAUGAACACUGCGGUGGUUGUGUCGUCACUAGAGAUGGGGUUUGAGCGUGGCCUGGUGAAGCAGACAGUCCAGAGUAAGAUUCUGACCAGCGGAGAGAACUACAAGACGGUCCAGGAACUGGUCUCAGACCUGCUGAGUGCAGAAGAUCAGAAGAGAGAGGAGGAGAGAGAGAUGAUGGCCGAGGAGAUGGCUUCUGGUAGUCAUUCAUUCUUAAAGAGACACCAGGCAGCGUUGGUCCAGCGCCUGAAGAGUGUUGAGUCUGUCCUGGAGCACCUCCGAGAGCAGAACGUCAUCAGUGGAGAGGAAUACAGUGGUCUCCAGGGCCAGUCCUCCCAGCAGCAGACAGCCAGACUGAUAGACUUGGUCUUGACUAAAGGGAACGCAGCAGCUGAGGUCUUCAGGAACUGGAUCCAGAAGAACGAUGUCUACCUGCUCAGAGACCUCAUGGCCCAGGCAAAUGAAGCCGCAUCACCGAGUCAAGAUCUCUCAGACCUGCCGAUGGAGGAGCAGCUACGGCGCCUGCAGGAGGAGCGGACCUGUAAGGUGUGUAUGGACAAGGAGGUGAACAUUGUCUUCAUCCCGUGUGGUCACCUGGUGGUCUGUAAGGAGUGUGCUCCCUCUCUGAGGAAAUGUCCCAUCUGCAGAGGACUGGUCAAGGGCACCGUCCGAACCUUCCUCUCCUAGAAGACCUCCAGGAACCAGGGACCCUCACUGAGGAAAUGUCCCAUCUGCAGAGGACUGGUCAAGGGCACCGUCCGAACCUUCCUCUCCUAGAAGACCUCCAGGAACCAGGGCCCCUCCCAGCACUGUCAAACUUCUUUGACCUAGUCUCCUAUCUACUCCUAGAGAAUAGCUACCAACAGUCUAUUCUAAGCGUGUCAUUCUCUAUUCCUGGAUGGCUUUGUUUGCUGGUUUUUGUGAUCUCCUUUCAUUUCGUGUCCAAUGAAUUCCUAGAGAACCAGGUGAGGGGAGUUCCUAUUUAAUCAAUAAAGACCUAGACAGUCAGGUGAGGGGAGUUGCUAACUAAUCAAUAAAGACCUAGACAGUCAGGUGAGGGGAGUUGCUAACUAAUCAAUAAAGACCUAGACAGUCAGGUGAGGGGAGUUGCUAACUAAUCAAUAAAGACCUAGACAGUCAGGUGAGGGGAGUUGCUAACUAAUCAAUAAAGACCUAGACAGUCAGGUGAGGGGAGUUGCUAACUAAUCAAUAAAGACCUAGAUAGUCAGGUUAGGGGAGUUGCUAACUAAUCAAUAAAGACCUAGACAGUCAGGUGAGGGGAGUUGCUAACUAAUCAAUAAAGACCUAGACAGUCAGGUGAGGGGUGGUACUAAUGAAUCAAUAAAGACAGAGACAACCAGGUGAGGGGAUUUACUAACUAAUCAGUGACCUUUAUUGAUCAAUCAAGUACAAGAGAGUAGUGAAAACCCGCAGACACUCGACCCUCGAGGACUGGAGUUUGACACUAUCCCAUGAGCAACAACUCUACAAUCUCACCGUCUCAAAUCAUAUCGGAAUGUAGCCUGUUAAACCUAUCUGCUUAACCAUUAACUAAUAUGUUCCUGUGUAGAUAUACACAUUACAGAACUCUGUAGGAAUGCAUGAGAUUAUAUAGAGGCCUAACUAUAAUUGUCCAUCUAUGUAAUCAGUCCAUUGAUAGAGCAUACAACGACUUCCUGUAGUUGAAGUUUCAACUGGACAGAUUAUGUGUAGUGACCAGUGAAGGCCCUGCAUCCUGAAUAGCACCCUAUUCCCUAUUUUGGGCACAUUGGGAACUGGUUAAAAGUAGUGCACUAUAUAGCAAAUAAGAUACUAUUUGGAACGCAGGGCAGCCAGUCAAGGCCCUCGCAUGUAAAGGCUAGUUUGACUAUUCUGCUGUUGAAUGUCUCAAAUAAAGGCAAAGUUGACUAUU